Molecule: messenger RNA, 4538 nt
Organism: Drosophila hydei
Lineage: Eukaryota; Metazoa; Arthropoda; Insecta; Diptera; Drosophilidae
Gene: Crtc
Exons: 3
Biological process (GO): protein homotetramerization; positive regulation of transcription by RNA polymerase II
Cellular component (GO): nucleus; cytoplasm
Molecular function (GO): cAMP response element binding protein binding
Source: RefSeq, a predicted model, not a curated record
AUACAUACAAACCAGUACAAAUACAUAUAUACAUACAGAAAUAUAUAACAAGGAAAUGCAAUACAAUAACGGUAACGUGCACAGUCCGCUAGUGUCCAACUAGAGCAGCUGCGUACUGUAAUUCCCUACUAAGAACCCCAAUUGGCAUCCCAACUAGAGCAAUUGAAAGCAACUACUUGAAAGUGUCGCUGCAAUAGAACAACGCGGUCAACUAGUCAAGCUGCGUGCUGUAAUCCAUGCAACAACCAAUUGCAACUACAAACUGGACCAAUUGGCACUAACAACAGCAAAAUCAACAACAACAACGUACAGUUAUUUAAAGUGUCGCUGCCGCUGCCGCAGCCGCAGUUGACGUCUCGGUGUGAAAAGAGGUCAAAGGCGCAACAAAAGUUUUUCAUUUCGUUGGUAACGCAAAAAGCAACAACAACAACAAGAACACCAACAACGAAAUUGUGCCCAAGCAGCUGAGCGCAAAAUACAAAAUAAAAAACGUCGUAGUUGUGCGUUAAAACAAUAAACGCGCGCGUAUGCGUGUGUGUGUGCGAGUGUGCCCCUCUAUAUAUGUGUACGUGUUUGUGUGAGUGAGCAAACAACAACAAAAAUCACAAAUAGAAGAAGAAGCAACAGCAGCACAAAAAUCUUGCGCGCGCGGCCAUUAACAAAAAUUCCCAACUGGAAUAGCAGCAGCAGCAGCGCUCAAAACUCAAAUUAGAAAUCAAUUUUCAAGCAGAACGCAAAAUAAAAUCUGGUUUUAUCAGUCGACGCGCACAACAAAUAUAUAAAAACGGCUGACAAGUUUUUUAGCGUGAAGAAGAAGACGCAGUAGAACAAAAAAAAACUUUGAGCUUAGAGCAAACAAAACAGCAGCUGGAAACGUAGAAAAAAGCGCCAAAAAAUACAUCUAUAAUAUUUACACGCAUUAAUACACGCAUAUACAUACAUAUAUAUAUAUAUAUAUACACAUAUAUAUUUAUAUAUACAGCCAUAACAGAGCCAUCAUAGUUUAAUACACACUUAUUUUAAUUAAGAAACUACAACAACAAUAACAAUAACCCAACGACAAAAUUAUUAAAUUUGCCAAUCGGCCACCAAUUGGAGUUGCCAGCUAGUUGGCAUAGUGAGAGAGUGUGAGAGAAUUGCCGCUCGAGAGAGCGACUGCUGCUGCUACACCACACAUAACAGAGGCAGCGUGCGAGCGUGAGCGAGAGCAACUGAUUUUGUUUUCAUAGCGCGCGCUUGACAAAAAGUAAGCACAGGCGCAGGCCAAGGACAGCAGAAGGAAACAGCGACAGCAGCAGUAGCAGCAGCAGAGAGAAGCCAUGGCAAAUCCGCGUAAGUUUAGCGAGAAGAUUGCGCUGCAGAAGCAGAAGCAGGCCGAGGGCACAGCGGAAUUUGAGCGGAUUAUGAAGGAGGUGUAUGCCACCAAAAUGGAUGAGACGCAGGUGAAUCAAAAGAUAUUGGAGUGCUGUCUGGGCGGGCCAGAGAGUGGCGGCUCGAGCAAUGCAUCGCCAGGUGGCAAUGCGGGCAAUGGCACGGGCAGCGGCAAUGGCAGCGGGGCCAGCGGCGGUGCCUCGCCAGAUGGCAUAGCCGGUGCGGGAGGGGGCGGAGGUGGUGGUGGAGGUGGAGGUGGAGGUGGAGGUGGAGGUGGAGGUGGUGGAGGCUCACCCACUGCGUAUCGUGAAUCGCGCGGCCGGAGCAUGGGCGUUGGUCCACUGCGACGGCAAUCGGAACGUAAGCAGGAUCGUUCGCCCUAUGGCAGCAGCUCGACGGCGCUGAUCAAUGCCAUGGGCUUGCCCAACGUCAGCGGCAGCAGCAACAACAGCAACCCUAGCAGCGGCAGUGCCACUGGCAAUGGCAACAACAACAACAACAACAACAACAAUGGCACACAACAGAACCUCUAUUUGAGUCCGCCCAUGGACACAAAUUGGCGUCGCUCCAAUUCAGAUUCGGCGCUGCAUCAGAGCCUCAACAUGGCAAUGGCAGCAGAAGGUGGCUUUGGCAACGACAUGAACACGCUGCACGCCAACUAUGCACAGCAGCAACAGCAACAGCAGCAGCAGCAGCAACAGUCGCCGCAUGGCCAACGAUCUCAUUCGCCGCAUCAAAUUGGACGCAGCUUCAGUCCGCAGGCGCAGAGGAGAAAGACGCCGCUGUUGCAGCCGCAUCAGCUGCAGCUGCAACAGUUGCAGCAGCAUCAGCACAACAUGCAACAGCUGCACAUGCAUCAACAGCAACAGCCGCAACAACAACAACAGCAGCAGCAACAGCAACAACAGCAGCAACAGCAACAGUUGCAUCCGCCAUAUAACGCCAAAUUCGCCAACUCUUUGUUCAGGCCAUUGCAGGAGCAGGCCAGCUAUGCCAAUACCGGCUCCCUGCCAAAUCUCACAGCACUGCAGCAUUACGCAACACCACAGCAACAGCAGCAGCAGCAGCAGCAGCAACAACAGCAGCAACAGCAGCAGCAGCAACAGUUGCAACAAACACUUUCGCCUGUCAUGUCGCCGCACAAUCAACGACGCGAACGGGAUCAGUCGCCCAGUCCGUUUAGUCCCGCUGGGCCGCCAUCGCCGUACCAUCAGCAACAGCAUUCGCCAACGUCAGCCGCCGUCGUCGCCCAGCCGCCAAACAACAGCAGCAGCAGCAACAGCUGUUCGCCUCACCUAUCGUUCAGUCGCCUGGGCGACAACAAUGGCAGCGCCACUGUUGCUGGCAACUUAACCGACUAUCGCCAGCCAGCCAAUCCGUCUAGUCCACGCUCCUCGCCAGGUCUGCUUAGCAGUGUCUCGGGCAGCGAGCUGCAUACCAGCGCGCCGGCCAGCCCCAUACGUGUGCAACACCAGCCGCAGCAGCAGCAGCAACAACAACAGCAGCAGCAGCAACAACUGCAGCAGCAACAGCAGCAACAGCUGGCGGGCGGCUUUGAUGCGGCCUACAAUAGUCUGAAUCCCUCGUUUCACAAUCAUUUUGAGAACUUCUCGCUGGGCGACAGCAACUCGUCGCCGGAGCAGCAAAGUUUCGCCAACAACUUUGUUGCCCUCGAUUUUGAUGACUUUACGGCAAAUGCUGCUGCUGCGGGGACAACAUCGGUGAAUGGCUUCAAUCAGCAGGAGCAGGCGCAAAAUAAGCUGAUCGACUUCAAUGAGCUGAGCGGCAGUCCCGAGGCCAGCGCCAACAACAACAAUCUGCGACGCAUCAGCAACCAGCAGCAGCAGCAGCAGCAACAGCAGCAGCAGCAGCAACAACUUCUCAACAACAACAGCAACGGCUCAGCCACGCAUAAUGGUGGACCUAGCUUAAAUGGACCCGGCGUGGAUAGCCAGCACCACAACAACAACAGCAACGGUGUUGGUGGCGUGGUUGAGCCGCUGGUCGCGUCGCCAGUGCCAUCGCCUGGACUGGGCUGUCCGAGCUCUCCGCUGCCCAUACCGAUGUCGACGCAGGCGCCAUCACCGCAGCAACAAUUGUCGCUGUCGCUGCACCAAUCGCCGCACCACUCACCGAUGCAUUCGCCGCACCACUCGAACUCGCCGCUCUCGAGCAGCUCGCCAGUGGGCAAUGCCUGCAACUCCAACAUGAUUAUGAAUCAUCAGCAACAUCAGCAACACCUGCAGCAUCACCAACAACAGCAGCACCACCACCAGCAGCAGCAGCAACAGCAGCAAAGCCAUACGCCCACCACAGCCAAUAUACCCUCGAUAAUAUUUAGCGAUUACUCAUCGAAUACGGAUUUCAAUAGGAUUUUCGAUACGUUAGAUCUGGACCUGGGGCAAAUGGAUGUGGCUGGCCUGCAAAUAUUGUCCGAUCAGAAUCCUAUAAUGAUUGCCGAUCCCAGCAUCGAGGAUAGCUUUCGUCGCGACCUCAACUGAUACUAUGAGGAGGCUGUUGCGGCCAUCGAGAGCGGCGUGCUGCUUGAGGAUACAUAUGAUGCAUUGUUAGCCUCCAGCUCCAGCUCCGUCGAUGUGCAGCAGACAACAGCAGCAGCAGCAGAAGCCGCAGCAGCAGCAGCAGAAGCAGCAGCUAGCGAAAAGGAUAAAAAGGAUUUGGAGGUGAUUGAGCUACUUGUGCCGAGUGUUAUAGAUGAACUUGUUGACUCCAGCGAUUUGGAUGAGGAAGUGCGCAAGUUUUUCUUCUAAGUCAAAUCAAGCCAAGUUAACACGCACACACACAUCACACACACACAUACAGAUACACAUAAGCUAGUUGUAAGCGUUCGUCCAUGCUAGUCUUUUGUACACACUCCUCGUCCUGCCCGUCCCCCUUUUGUUAUGCUUCCCCAACAAACCCCGUCAUUCGUCUGUGCUUUGUGUAGCUAGCUAAUAACAAGAAAACCCCUAGACAUUAAGUGUACGACAGAAAGCCCUUUUAAACACUAGACCUCCACAAGAAACCCAAAAUUAACCCCAAGAACCCGCCCUUACCUAAUCUUAUAUAUAGAUAUAUAUGUUUUACAGCGAGUCUCAGAUUUUACUUAAAUACGCACAUAAGUCACGAAAAUACCUACUACAACUACUUACAAUAUAUAUAUAUAUAUA